AAAGAUUACCCACUUAUAUAUUCUCCUGUUUCCUACAUUCUCUGACUUUCCAAUUUACUUGUUUCUUCAAAAAGAAAUACAAGGACUAACCUUUUUUUAUCCUCCAUCUUUGACAUUUUAAACCAAUUCUGAAAGUGUGUAGUUUUUCAAAAUCUCAGGAAUGUAACCUUACUACAAAAGAAAAUGCACUGAGAAACACACGCAUACACACACUCAAACAUAAAAAGACACACUAGAUUGGCAAACGGCAUGAAAAGAUUAUCUUUAAAAGAAAGAUAAAGUUCCUGAAGACACGUGUGAAAGAAAUAGCAUAAUGCCCUCACCAGGUUAUGUUUGAAAAAGUAUGUUUUCUUAAUUGAUUGAUUUGAACCUAAUACACAUACCUCAUUUGUACUGAUGACUAUUUGCAUAAGAUUAUUUGAAACAGCAAACGUCCUGAUCAAACAGGAAUGAUCCAGUGACUUCGGCACUCCUGAGUAACAGCCCCACCCAGUGGAGAGCUGUGGUAAUGACAGGAAACUUCCUGAAGCCUCUGGAGCUCCUCCAGUCAGAAUAUAAAAGCUGGGACAGUCCCACUGCUGAGACAGAAAGCAACACAGAAGAGAACAGACACUUUAACAGCGAUUCAUCUCACAACAAGAGAACUCAACACUAAACACACAGUGAAGAUGCUGUGCUCUCAUGGAUUCCAGUCUGCCCUCAGUCCAUUCGUGGACUUGUACUGGCCUGUACGCAGUCUGUGGCCAGAGGUCAGACCUCUGCUCCACCAGCAGGAUCUACUGCAGAGAAACCUACAGGAGCUCUGCAGCAGUCUGGAGCUGAUGGACAAACUUCAACAGAAGAUCCUGGAGGAGACGGAGCCUUUCCAAACCAGCGUGGCCGUGCAACCGCUUUCCUACCAGCUGGAGAAAGCGGGAGAGGACUUUGGCCUGACCCUGGACACUCAAGGCUUUUCCCCAGAGGAGCUGUCUGUCAGGCAGGUGGGCAGGAAGCUGAGAGUCAGCGGGAAGACAGAGAAGAAGCAGGAGGACGAGAAAGGCUCCUACUCUUACAGCCGGCAGGAGUUCAGACGAGAGUUUGAUCUGCCUGAAGGACUGAACCCUGAAGCCGUCACCUGCUACUUGGCUCCAGAAGGGAAGCUCCACAUCCAGGCGGCCAAAGCUCCACGUGUUGAGGAGGCUGAGAGAGAGCUGACUAUCAAGAGGAGCUUGGAGGAGAAAACACAGCAGUGUGUGUGUUCACAGGCAGAAGGCAGCAGCACAGAGACACACAACAGCACACAAACCUGAAGACGUGGACUCAUCUCCAUCUUGUUCUAACAACUAACAAUGUAUAGUUAUGUAUUUUAUACAAGUGAUAAAUGAUGAGCUUAUGCUUUUGUAUUUUUUGAGUAUGAUAAAUAAAAGUGUUUAAAUUCAAAUGAGUUUUUUUUGUCAUUUCUUUAUUUAUUCUUUUGUCCUUUGCAUAUAUAACUUAUAUUUUGAUGUGGGAUCAAUUCUAACACAUAGAAUAUACUUUAUAUUUACACAUUACUUAUAUUUAUUGUCAUACUUUUUUAAAAGGAUAUUUUGCCAAUUUAUACUAUGGGUAGUAUAACGUUAUAGCUUCAACAAGACUGGCUAUUUAUGAAAUUUUGCCACACUGGAUAAAGCUGUUACAUGUGAUCGGUGACGACACAAGAUCAGUCCUAUUCGUUCAAAAUGUUCAUGUCUCAGGAUCUGAUUUGGACCUGAUGAUUUAAUGUAGCCACAAAAUACAGGCAGCUUUACUAAAGGGUAAUUAGUUUGUGGAGAAAAGGCUUUACUAUUCCUCCUUUCAGUUAACAGGAAAUCCACGUAUUGUUUGCUUAUCAAACUAUUUUUUGAACUAUUGUUAAUUCUGGUUCAAUCAUACACUGCUUUCAGCUCAAAUUCCUGUUGAACACCCACAUUCAAGGCUGUAACUCGUGUCAAAAGGGAAAGUGAAAUGAAUGUUCUACACAAAUUGAACUUUCAAAUUAUACUUUGAAUGUUUUACUUCUACAUAAAAUAUAUAUUUUAUUUUUAUUAAGAGAAGAGUUUUUUUGCAAAAGGUUUUAGAAUUCAAUACAUGACACAUUGUCUCAAGUACAUAAACAUAUUCCUUUAAAUGUAAUAUUACAUCCUACCGUGAUGGUAACUAGAUCAAAGUUAUAGAAUGAUUGUCCGGUCACCAAAAACUUAAUGAAUGUAACAUAUAAUUAAUUCAGAGACAAACCCUUAGAAAUUUACUUUCU
Messenger RNA from Dicentrarchus labrax (European seabass), 2254 nucleotides. RefSeq names its product heat shock protein 30-like. The record is from RefSeq and is a predicted model, not a curated record. NCBI's taxonomy places the organism in Eukaryota, Metazoa, Chordata, Actinopteri, Moronidae. Gene Ontology annotation, biological process: response to heat; protein refolding. The coding region runs from base 669 to 1289 and encodes 206 amino acids. Gene Ontology annotation, molecular function: protein folding chaperone. The transcript has a single exon.